This is a messenger RNA of Aspergillus calidoustus, 819 nucleotides long. The record is from the annotation of a GenBank genome assembly. Lineage: Eukaryota; Fungi; Ascomycota; Eurotiomycetes; Eurotiales; Aspergillaceae.
AUGGCGUCUCCAGCUGCAUUGCCUCCGCUACCAUUCAACCCUUCGAGGGUCCGGUCAUACCUACUUCGAUUGCCGCUGUUUACCCGACUUGUUGUUCUUGUGAUAGUUUUAUUUUGGCUCCUUGAAUUGCAGACGGUUUGGAGCGUAGUACAAUGGGGUUCUCUGAUUCCGGAUGAGAUCGGACUCAGUACUAUGUACCGGCUCAAUACCUACCCUGUAAUUCACACAGGGUUCUUCCAUACUUUUAUCAACCUGUUGGCUGUGACACCUUUGCUUGAGCGCUUUGAAGCUGAGCAUGGAACAUUGACUGCCGUCGCCUUGUUCAUAGGACCUCUUUCCACACUCCCGGCGGGUAUCUACCUUGUGAUCGAGAAGUUCAUUCUGCAUAGCAAUACCGCCGUGGCUGGUGCAAGCGUCUGGGCAUUCCUCCUUCUGGGCUCUGAAUCGAUCAGGACUUUCAAGUCGAACCCAUACUUUAGCCUUGGAAAUUAUAAGAUUCCUACAUGGACCUCCCCCUUGUUCGCUUGCGUUCUUGUAUGGAUUCUGGUACCCAACACUAGCUUCCUUGGCCAUCUUUGCUCGGUGCUCAUUGGGUAUCUGCUUGGCCUUGGAUACCUCAAAUUCUUCGUCCCACCGGAGAAGAUCCUAAGAUGGAUCGAAGGAAAGCUGAACCUAUUGGGACGGUUGCCCCAUUAUGUGUCAGUUGACCAAAAGACGUACGGCCGUUACGGAGUCCUUCCAACUGCCGGCGCCCCUGGAGGUGAGAGAGGAACAACGAUGAGCUUCCUCGGGGGUUCGUCGCAGCGUCUGGGGCCUUGA